Messenger RNA from Aedes albopictus (Asian tiger mosquito), 7033 nucleotides. RefSeq lists its product as uncharacterized. The transcript has 2 exons. The record is from RefSeq and is a predicted model, not a curated record. The coding region runs from base 564 to 4016 and encodes 1150 amino acids. NCBI's taxonomy places the organism in Eukaryota, Metazoa, Arthropoda, Insecta, Diptera, Culicidae.
ACCGCUGGGCACUGGAGACAAUGGCCUGGAAAUUGGAAUGGGCAAAACGUCAGAUCUGAAAACUGGCACGGAAGAGAGAAAAUAAGAGGGGGAGAAAAAGUAAAUAAUAUCAAAUGAGUGGAGUGGUAGAAGCUUGAGAUUUAUUAAAACUAUAUUUUUCUGUAUAAAAUAACUAAAAUACUGAAAUUUGAAGUAGAGGAGGACUGGUUAAUGUCGUUGAUGACCUGUGAUUGCGGCACAUUGAAAGCUGAAUUUCGGACAGUUUCGGGAAUUAUAUGCUAAAUUAGGUGGAAUACGGGAAACGGAAUCAAAGAAACGUAAGUAGUAGAGAAACAGAAGAAUGAAACAAUCUAAUAGUGAGAAUUUGUUAAUAUUAGGUGUAGAGUUGCAAAUCAAAAUAAAACGGGAAGAGUACGAAGGCUGGAAAAGGAAACUACUUUGUAAGUAACAAACACAACAAAUUAUAACAAACUAAUAAAAAUAAAAUUAUUGCAGUUGAGCUGACCAAAAACUAGAGUCUGCUUCAGAACCAGUUCCUGAAAUCCGAACAAACUCAAAAAGUAAUGAGUCAGUCGGAUCUAACCUCAAAUCUUUCCGAUCAUGAUGAUCUGGAUCUCACGAUGACUCCUUGUUCGGCCUGUAACCAGACGUCUACAACGAAUGAACCAAUGGUCGGUUGUGAUGCGUGUAACCGAUGGUUCCACUAUCGAUGUGUGGGAGCGACAGAGGCCGUAAAAAAGGAGAAACGAUGGUUCUGCUCGGAAUCCGCCUGCCAGGAAGCAGCGAAAAAGGUGAAAAAAUCAAACAACAAAAAGAAUUCCACCCGUUCCGCCGUAAAGGAUCAGCCGUCGGGAUCCUCGACCGUUCAGGAGCAAAAGCUGAAAGCCAUGGAAGAAGAAUACGCGAAGCAAAUGGAAGAGCUGGAGUUCGAAAAGGUGUUUCGGGAAAAGGAAAUGGAAUUCCAGCGAGUGCUGAAGGAGAAAAAGAUGGAGAUGGAGAAAGAGUUACGAGAAAAGGAGUUAACCCAAGAGAAGCUUUUGCUCGAUCGCGCUUUGGAGGAAAAAACGGAACAUUUCGAGAAAAUGAAGACGAUGCGGCUGUCAUACCAAAGGUGCAUGGAUGGACUGGACCAAGAAAUGGUGAACAUGCAGAAGGCCAAAGAGGAAAUGCAACCAAAGAAGGCUGAGAGAUCACCCAUACCCGGCGUUUCCGGGAAGCAACGUGACGUACGUAAGUUGGACGUAGCGGAAAAUGCCCUGUUUCGUGAGAAAAGCGGUUUAAGGAACAUGAGUCGGAUGGGAGUUGCAAAUAAAGUGAAGGAUUCAAGUAGCGAAGAUGCGGUUAGCGGUACAGAAGACGAAUACGAAGAAGAUGACAGUGAAGACGAAGGAGAUUCCGAAGAAGCUGCGGGUCGUAGCCAUGCGACUGCCUACGGGCUGGGGCGACAGCAAAUUGGCCCCACUAAAAGCCAACUGGCUGCGCGAAAUGGGGUUUCGAAAAAAUUGCCGGUCUUCACAGGCAAACCGGAAGAUUGGCCACUCUUCUACGGGACAUACGUAGCAUCGAACGAAGCGUGUGGAUUUAGCGAUGUGGAAAACCUCGUCAGACUUCAAGAAAGCUUGAAAGGUCCGGCACUCGAAAGUGUGCGAGGUCAGCUGAUACUUCCAAGAUGUGUGCCGAAGAUUAUCGACAAACUUCGUCAGCUGUACGGACGGCCCGAACUGAUUCUCCAAAGUCACCUAGAGCGUAUUCGAAGAUUAGAGCCUCCAAAGCCAGACAAGUUAGCGACGUUUGUUCCUUUUGGGAAUGCUAUCGAACAACUCUGUGAGCACCUGGAGGCGGCGAACCUGCAGCAACACAUGGUCAAUCCGAUCCUAAUUCAAGAUUUGGUUGAUAAACUGCCGGCCAAUGACAAACGAGAGUGGGUCCGGUUCAAGAGGACGAAGAAACGCGUAACAUUACGAACGUUUACCGAUUUUGUUGCGAGCAUCGUUGAGGAAGCAUGUGAAGCGAAUGUUUGUCUCGAUCAAAAGCAUGAGCCAAAGGCAGUGCGAGGUAAUCGGGGUAACAGCGAUGGUAGCAGAGCCAGAAUCAUGGAGAAAGGUGUAGUAAUGAACCAUGAUACCACCAACAGCAUCUCAAGAGUUCCAGUCGACAGGACAAAGCUGAAGGCAUGCAAGGCAUGUCAGCGUACCGAUCAUCGUUUGCGGUUCUGCGAGGAUUUUCGGAAACUGGCCUACGCUGACCGGAUGAACAUCGUUACGAGAUGGAAAUUGUGCAACAUUUGUUUGAACGACCAUGGAAAUGCAUCCUGCAAAUUCAAGAUCCGCUGUGACGUAGGUGGAUGCCAACAACGACAUAAUCCGCUUCUCCAUCCGGUAGGAAGCGUCGUUGGAACCAGUGUUCACAUUCGAACAGCGAGUUCAAUCCUCUUCCGGAUCAUUCCAGUGCGUCUGUUCUGCGGUGACAAAGCGGUCACUACGUUAGCUUUUCUCGAUGAGGGUGCAUCAGUUACGAUGAUCGAAAACGAGUUGGCGGACUAUUUGGGCGUUGUGGGAGUCCCGGAGCGUCUAACAAUCACCUGGACAGCUGACAUCUUCCGUGAGGAAAAAAGUGCGAAACGAGUUAGUGUAUGGUCCUCGGCAAUCGAUAGCGAAGAACGGCUUCUGUUAAAUCAUGUGUAUACGGUGGAAAGUCUACGCCUCCCGGUGCAAUCGCUGGAUGCUGCAGCGAUGUCAAAGCAGUACAGGCAUCUACAGAAUCUGCCAAUUACAUCGUAUCGAGAUGCCCGGCCCGGUAUGCUGAUUGGCCUAAACAACCUCCAUUCAUUUGCGCCCAUUGAAGCAAAGUGGGGUGCCCCUGGCGAACCGAUCGCUGUUCGGUGCAAGCUAGGGUGGACUGUGUAUGGACCAAGGAAGGAACCUGUAUCCAGUGCGAAUGCGGUUUUAGGUUUCCACGACGGAGUUAGCAACGAAAAUCUGCACGACCUUAUAAAAACGCACUAUGCAUUGGACGAGUCAGUGGUUACUAUAAAAAAGGAAUCACGAGAUGAUGAAAGGGCUCUCAGUAUCAUGCGAAGGACAACGAAACGAAUCGGGAAUCAGUUCGAGACUGGACUACUCUGGAAGACCGAUCAUGUGAAGUUUCCCGACAGCUAUGAAAUGGCUGUUAGACGGUUGUUGCACCUGGAACGAAAGCUGGAGAAGGAUCCAGAGCUAUAUGAAAACGUCCGCAAACAAGUAGUGGAGUACCAGCAAAAGGGCUACGCGCACUUGGCCACGGAAGAGGAAAUAUCUAGAACCGAUCCUGAGAAGGUUUGGUAUCUCCCGCUGAACGUCGUCCUAAAUCCUCGCAAACCGGGGAAAGUGCGUUUGGUUUGGGAUGCCGCCGCUACAGUAAAUGGUGUUUCUCUGAACUCGCAGUUGUUAACAGGGCCAGAUUUGUUGACUCCGCUGGUCUCGGUGGUUACUAGAUUCCGAGAACACAGAAUUGCUUUCGGCGGCGAUAUCCGCGAAAUGUACCAUCAGCUGCGGAUCAUAGAAGUCGACAAACAAGCACAGCGUUUCGUAUUUCGUAUGAAGAAGGACGACCCCAUCAACAUCUUCGUCAUGGACGUGGCUACCUUUGGGUCGACAUGCUCGCCAUGUUCGGCCCAAUAUGUUAAAAACCAAAAUGCGAUGGAGUAUGCUGCUGAAUAUCCGGAGGCAUCUGCAGCUAUCAUUGACUGUCAUUAUGUCGAUGAUUAUUUCGAUAGCGUCGACACCAUCGAAGAGGCAAUACAGCGGGCGAAAGAAGUUAGUUUCAUCCAUGCACAAGGAGGAUUUGAACUGAGACAUUGGGUUUCGAAUGCACCUGAAGUUCUUCGCAGUUUAGGAGUGGCAGAGGCUGCUCAACCAGUCCAUUUCGGUCGAGUCAAGGAAAGCGGCAGUGAAAGAGUCCUUGGAAUCAUAUGGGAUCCGAAUCAAGACACGUUUUCGUUUUCGACGGAGCACCGUGAACAUCUCCAAGUCUCCUGAACGGUUCAAGGCGGCCGACGAAGAGAAUUGUCCUCAGCUGCGUUAUGGGAUUUUUUGAUCCCUUAGGACUUCUGACGCCUUUCACAGUCCAUGGAAAAAUUCUCGUACAGGACCUUUGGAGGACAGGCUGCGCUUGGGACGAUGAAGUGAAUGACGAUUGUUGGAUGAAAUGGAAACGAUGGAUCGGUUUACUUCCGGAGGUAGAAGCGGCGAGAAUCCCACGCUGCUACUUUGGAGAAACCCCUUGGUCAUCUAUCGAAUCGACGGAAUUGCAUAUUUUCGCGGACGCCAGUGAGUAUGCAUAUGGUUGCGUCGCUUAUCUGCGAACGGUCGUCAAUGGAGAUGUUAGGUGUUGUCUAAUGAUGUCCCGAUCAAAGGUGGCGCCACUCAAAAGACAAUCGAUUCCACGCUUGGAGUUAAUGGCAGCUGUUAUGGGAGCACGAAUGCUGCACACGAUUCUUAGCACCCACUCUAUCAAAUUUCAACGAUACGUUCUUUGGACCGACUCUCAAACGGUGCGAAGUUGGAUCCUAUCCGACCAACACAAGUUUAAGCAAUUCGUGGCUUUCCGUAUUGGUGAAGUGUUGGAGUUGACUAGAUCUUCAGAUUGGCGCUGGGUUCCGUCCAAGUUAAACGCAGCAGAUAUUCUGACGAAGUGGGGACGAGCACCAUGUUUGGAAAGCGGUGGAUGUUGGUUCACCGGUCCUAGGUUUCUGCACGAUCCUGAAGAACAGUGGCCUUCACAAGCAAUGCCGGUUGGAGAAACGGAAGAGGAAGUGCGAGGGGUUAUGUUGCACCAUAGAGCGAGUUUGGUAGGAGAAGUUAUCGACAGCGAAAGGUUUUCGAGAUGGACAAGACUACUAAGAAGUACAGCAACAGCAAUUCGCUUCAUAGAAAACUGUAAGCGGAAGAAGAGCGGUCAGCCUAUUUUCACAUCGAAAGCUACGCUGAAGCAAUUGUCUAUGAUCAGAGGCAAGAGAUCGACCGUGUGCCGUCCGCUCCAGCAGGAGGAAUUGAUGCGCGCUGAAAAUGUUCUAUGGAAGUCAGUGCAGAGCAAGAGCUUUCCAGACGAAGUGGCGAUUCUUUUGCGGAACCGGGAAGAAAACGAUAGUCGGCGAACGUUGCAGAUAGAAAAAUCAAGUGUACUAUACAAGUUGACACCAGUUUUUGACGAAGAUGGUGUUAUCCGAAUGGGUGGAAGGAUGGAAGCUGCAGAAUCCCUUCCGUUCGACUUGAAGUACCCUAUCAUCCUAUCCAGAUCUCACGACAUCACCAGAAAGUUGAUACUGCAUUAUCAUGAGAGGUAUGGACACGCAAAUAAGGAGACUGUCGUGAACGAACUUCGGCAGAAGUUCCAUAUCCCAAACUUACGGGCGACAGUUGGUCAAGUUGUACGAAGUUGCAACAAGUGCAAGGUACGACAUUCUCGUCCCAGUAUUCCUUUGAUGGGUCCAUUGCCGAUCCAGCGUAUUUCGCCACACUUACGUCCAUUUAGUGCCGUAGGAGUAGAUUACCUGGGUCCUAUCGAGGUAACAGUUGGUCGUCGGAGUGAAAAGAGGUGGGUAGCGCUUUUCACUUGUUUGUGUAUCAGAGCUGUCCACCUAGAGGUGGCCCAUUCGCUAUCUUCACAAUCAUGCCUGAUGGCAAUUAGAAGAUUCAUCUGUAGGCGAGGAUGCCCCGAGGAAUUCUUUUCCGAUAAUGGCACCAAUUUUAAAGGAGCUAGUAAGGAGUUGCUGAAGCGUAUUGAAAACGACUGUGCUGAAGCAGUAAGCAGUGCCACGACAAAAUGGAACUUCAACCCUCCCGGAGCCCCACAUAUGGGCGGGAUUUGGGAGAGAAUGGUGAGGUCGGUCAAGGAAGCAAUGUUGGCGCUGAACGACGGUAGGAAACUCACCGAUGAAAUCCUGAUGACAACAUUGAGCGAAGCAGAGGAUAUGAUUAAUACGCGACCUCUAACGUAUAAAUCACUAGAACCUACAGAGGUUGAAGCCAUUACCCCAAACCAUUUUCUUCGUGGGACAGUACGUGACAUGGACGUUGAGCAGACUAGAACAACUGAGUUUGCGGAGGCGUUGAGGAAUGUAUACAAACGGUCCCAGUACUUAGCAGACAAGAUGUGGGAGCGGUGGUACAAAUAGUAUCUGCCCACAAUCAAUCAGCGUACCAAGUGGUUUGACGACACGAAGCCUCUUCAAGUAGGAGACCUCGUAUUUGUAGUAGAGGGAAAGAACAGGAAGAAUUGGACCAGAGGCGUGGUGGAAGAAGUGUUUGCAGGGAAAGAUGGGAGGAUCAGACAGGCGAACGUGAGAACAGCAGGGGGUGUGUAUCGAAGAGCAACGGCAAACUUGGCGGUGUUGGAAAUACAAGAUGCUAAAUCCGGAUUCUCAGGUAACCCUGGACCGGAGUUACGGGCUGGGGAACUGUCAACACCGCUGGGCACUGGAGACAAUGGCCUGGAAAUUGGAAUGGGCAAAACGUCAGAUCUGAAAACUGGCACGGAAGAGAGAAAAUAAGAGGGGGAGAAAAAGUAAAUAAUAUCAAAUGAGUGGAGUGGUAGAAGCUUGAGAUUUAUUAAAACUAUAUUUUUCUGUAUAAAAUAACUAAAAUACUGAAAUUUGAAGUAGAGGAGGACUGGUUAAUGUCGUUGAUGACCUGUAAGUAAAAAUGAAAAUAAAACCUGAAACGAAAUAAGAAUGAAAUUAACAUAAAUAAAUAUUGUUGAUGGUUAGGUGAUUGCGGCACAUUGAAAGCUGAAUUUCGGACAGUUUCGGGAAUUAUAUGCUAAAUUAGGUGGAAUACGGGAAACGGAAUCAAAGAAACGUAAGUAGUAGAGAAACAGAAGAAUGAAACAAUCUAAUAGUGAGAAUUUGUUAAUAUUAGGUGUAGAGUUGCAAAUCAAAAUAAAACGGGAAGAGUACGAAGGCUGGAAAAGGAAACUACUUUGUAAGUAACAAACACAACAAAUUAUAACAAACUAAUAAAAAUAAAAUUAUUGCAGUUGAGCUGACCAAAAACUA